CACUGGUACAGUCCACCAUCACACGGGGUUUCCCAUAAGUUGUUUUCGUCAUGUGUCUUUGAUGAAGUUUUAUCACUCAUUGCCCUCCUAUUCAAAAGUGGUCUUUAGAAAGAUGUCUAGAGCAGUGAGACAGAGCCAAAAGGCAGCGCCAGUCUGUUUGCCGGACGUAGCAGACUAUGAACCAAGAAAAUUCCUGAGAUGCCAUGGAAAUAGUGAUGAUGAUGGUAUCAAAGUGUGGUCUUGUGCAUUUGAGCCCUCUCCACACAAACCAGGUGAGACAGGAAACAUUCUUGCAACCUGUGGAAGAGAUACUGUAUGCCUUAUUGAUGUGCUAACCGGCAAGAUCAUGAAGAGAUUUAAGGAUCCUGACAAGGAGAACUUUUACUCCCUAGCAUGGACAGUUUUGGAGCAAGAAGGAAAAUGUGCCAGUAUUCUAGCUGUGGCAGGUGAAGGAGGAGCAGUGAAAAUGAUUUACCCAGAUCAGCUGGUUGUGUAUGAUGUCAUUAGAGGCCACAGAAGAGGGAUCAAUUGUCUCUGCUUUCAUUCAUCUGAGCCUCGUCUGCUCUUCAGUGGAUCUACAGAUAGAAGCAUUAUGCUCUGGGAUAUCGGUUUACCAGGUAUGAAGGUUGUAAAUCACAGUCCACUUUUACAAAUCAAUUUAUCUGACAUGGUGGGGGACCCUCUGAGCUUGAUGUUCAGUGCCAGCAGCAAUACACUGGUGUCAGCAACAGAGAAGGGAUGCUUUGGAUGGGCUUUGGGAAGAGUUAGCCAUCUUGCUUCCUCUAAAGAUGUCAUUAAAACACCAAAGAUGUCAUUUCAACAUCCUGAGGAUGGCUGCAGUCUUGAAACUAUUGAUGGUCUGGUGUCUCUUGGUGGUGGAUUUGUUGCCACAAAACGUGUUGGAGCUGGUGAAAUUUUAGUUUGGAACUUGGAGGAACACAUGAAGAGCAAAGCUAAAAACAUUUCAAUAACUCCAUUUGUAAAAUUACAGUGUUCCAAAACAGACGUAAAGUAUAUAAGUUUGGGAUAUUCUGCUGGAUUGCUGUGUCUAGGAGAUAAUGAAGGAAAAAUCUACUUGUACAAUCUGAAAGAUUUGCCAAAGACUAGCAUGCCCCUAUUGAAACCAUCUCGAGUACUUGAAUGGCCACAAGUGGAUAAUUUGAAGACAGACAAGGAAGGAGAGGUUGUGAUAAACACAGUGGCCAUCAGUUCAGACCACAGAUUUAUUAUUGGUGGAACAGACAAUAAUCUUGUGUGUGUGUGGCAACAAAUCUAGAAAAUGUGUUUAAAAUUGUUCCCCAAAAAACAGGAAAGAAGAGAUUUCAAUAAUAUAUUGACAACUGUGCAGCAAGAGUGACACAAUAGAAUCAUGGACUUGUAUAGGUGAAUUGCCUGCCAAGACCAACGCUUAGCCUCUUGCGAAGUGAUCCGCUGUUAGUCUCGGCGAGCCUGGAAAAAAUCGUCUGGCAGCAGUCCAGUAAUGGAAGUUCGUGAUAGAACAGUCGACUCAUACCACAAAGUCUGCACAAGAUUCCAUUUUGAUAAUUUUCAAGGAAAGGGCUGCCUGAAAGAAGGAAAUUUUAAUGUCUUCUUUUAAAUGUAAUAAUUGACAAUUAUCUGCAUCUUUUAAACAUCAAUUGUUUUGUUUAUUUUAACAAGAAAAAUGUGGACAUUUUAUCACAGGUUUGACAAAGAAUAGGUUCGUGGUUUACUUUUAGAACAGUUGUGAACAAAAAUUGCAUAUCAUUUACAAAAAAAUAUCCUUCUGGUCUCCUUAAAAUUUUUCAAUGUGAUCUAGAUUAUCAACACAAAAGAUUGCAAUAUAAAACUAUGCAUAUCCAUGGUCACAUAAUAUCAAAAUUGAAAUGAAAGUAGUUACACAAGAUGGAACAACAAUCAAGUGUAUUUGCCUUGGAGCACUGUUCUAAUGUUUACUCCAACUCCUGACCUCCAAAAAUAAAAUAAUAAAAUUGAAAA
This is a messenger RNA of Pomacea canaliculata, 1977 nucleotides long. Its product is annotated as leucine-rich repeat and WD repeat-containing protein 1-like. NCBI's taxonomy places the organism in Eukaryota, Metazoa, Mollusca, Gastropoda, Architaenioglossa, Ampullariidae. Gene Ontology annotation, biological process: chromatin organization; establishment of protein localization to chromatin. Gene Ontology annotation, cellular component: nuclear origin of replication recognition complex. The record is from RefSeq and is a predicted model, not a curated record. The transcript is spliced from 13 exons. Gene Ontology annotation, molecular function: chromatin binding; protein binding. Bases 62 to 1276 code for a protein of 404 amino acids.